UAAGAAAAUAAAAAUAAAAUACAUGGAAAGAUUAGCUGAUUUGAAUAAUCAAAUUACUCAAAACGAAACUUCUGAAAAGGAAUAUCUUACUGUCAUAGAUAAUAGAACAGGUAAAUCAUAUGAAGUGGCCGUAAAAUAAUCAAGAGAAGGUAGAUACAUAUAAGCCAAGGAUAUUGGAAAAAUAAAAACUGAUACUAGUGAUGUUUUAAGAGUAUAUGACCCAGCUUACAUGAAUACUAUAGUUAGUACAUCAAAAAUUAGUUAUAUUGAUGGAGACAAAGGAAUAUUAGAAUAUCGUGGAAUUCCAAUUGAAUAAUUAGCUGAGAAAUCUAACUUUUUAGAAGUAGCUUAUUUAUUAAUAUUCGGAGACUUACCAUCUAAAAACCAAUACACUGAUUGGGUAGACAAUAUCUAAAAUCAUACCAUUUAACACACUGAUGUAUAAUAGAUGAUGAAAAAUUUCAGAUAUGAUGCUCAUCCUAUGGGAAUGUUAAUAAGUACAAUAGCUGCUUUAUCGACCUUUAGACCUGAAUCUAAUCCAGCAUUAGCAGGUUAAGAAAUAUACAAAGAUUUAAAAAUAAGAAAUAAGUAAAUUUUUAGAUUAUUAGGAUAGGUACCUACGAUUGCUGCAAAUGCUUAUAGAUCGAGAAUUGGUAGAAACUUUAAUUUACCAUCUGCAGAUCUUCCUUAUGUCGAUAACUUUUUUUUCAUGAUGGACAAAUUAAAUGAAGUUAAAUAUAAACCUCAUCCCAAAUUAUCAAAAGCUCUCGAUAUUUUAUUCAUUUUACAUGCAGAACACGAAAUGAACUGUUCUACUGCUUUUGUAAGACAUUUAGCUUCUUCUGGAGUUGACAUAUAUUCAGUUAUAGCAGGAGCAUCAGGAGCAUUAUAUGGACCUAAACAUGGAGGUGCAAAUGAAGCAGUAUUAAGAAUGCUUGAAGAAAUCGGAGAUACUAAAAAUAUUCCAUCAUUUAUCGAAAAAGUAAAAUAAAGAAAAGCUUUAUUAUUUGGAUUCGGUCAUAGAGUAUAUAAAAAUUAUGAUCCUAGAGCUAAAAUAGUAAAGAAAGUAGCUCAUGAAGUGUUCGAAAUCGUUGGAAAAGAACCUUUGAUUGAACUUGCAAUGGCACUUGAAAAAGUUGCUCUUGAAGACGAAUAUUUCAUCAAAAGAAAAUUAUAUCCUAAUGUUGAUUUUUAUUCUGGAGUUAUCUACAGAGCUAUGGGAUUCCCUACUGAUAUGUUUGCUGUUUUGUUUACUAUUCCUAGAGUUGCUGGAUGGAUUGCCCAUUGGGUUGAAUAUUUAGAAGAUAAAGAGAAUAAUAUUGUUAGGCCUAGAUAAAAUUAUAGUGGAUAUCCUAAAAGAAAUUACGUGCCUUUGGAACAAAGAAUCGAAACUAAAUUUGAGCUUGAUAGUCCUAAAAGUUCUGUUUAAAAAAGAAGAGAAGCUGGCUCUAGUUAAAAUAAUUGAUUUUAAUUUUUUUAUUUUUAAAAGUUUCUUUUAUAUUGAUUUUUUUUAAUAUUAAUAUUAGUUUAUUAUUGCUAUUAAAUUAAUUCGAAAUAAUU
Messenger RNA from Ichthyophthirius multifiliis, 1560 nucleotides. RefSeq lists its product as hypothetical. The record is from RefSeq and is a predicted model, not a curated record. Gene Ontology annotation, molecular function: acyltransferase activity, acyl groups converted into alkyl on transfer. The transcript is spliced from 6 exons. Lineage: Eukaryota; Ciliophora; Oligohymenophorea; Hymenostomatida. Gene Ontology annotation, biological process: tricarboxylic acid cycle.